AGAUAGCGAUAGCACGCAACGAACCGAUAAAUUAUUGGGGCAUCUGGUUACACUGACGGGUACACGUAGAAAACAAACAGACGACGUUUUAUGUUUAAAACCAAGUAUCGCAAUGCAAUAACGUGCCGAAAUCAGCAACAAAUCCCCACCCGCCGGCUUCCAAGUGUCCGGGAACAGGCGACACAUUCGUGUAACUGCGACAAAAGCAGGCAAGGGCCAGCGACAGCUACGACGAUCCGAUCCGGACACCAACAUGUUGGGCGGCAAGCGGACAAGCUCUCGUCAUGUUGCCGUUGUAUUGAUGAUGUGCCUGUUCUGGUACGUCAUCUCGUCAAGCAACAAUGUGAUUGGAAAAAUGGUGCUCAACGAAUUCCCCUUCCCCAUGACCGUCACCCUGGUUCAGCUCUGCAGUAUCACGCUGUACAGUGGUCCCUUCUUUAACCUGUGGCGUAUACGAAAGUACCAGGAAAUUCCGCGCGCCUAUUACAUGCGCCUGAUCGUCCCGCUAGCUAUUGGCAAGCUCCUCGCCUCAGUCACCUCUCACAUAUCGCUGUGGAAGGUCCCUGUCUCCUAUGCACACACUGUCAAGGCGACGAUGCCUCUCUUCACCGUUGUGCUGACGCGCGUCUUCUUCAACGAGAAGCAACCAACCCUUGUGUACCUGAGUCUGCUACCCAUCAUCACUGGUGUUGGCAUUGCCACAGUCACGGAGAUCUCAUUCGAUAUGCUGGGCCUAGUCAGUGCCCUCAUCUCCACCAUGGGCUUCUCCAUGCAGAACAUCUUCUCCAAGAAGGUGCUCAAGGACACCAACAUUCAUCAUCUGCGGCUGCUCCAUCUGCUGGGAAAGCUGUCGCUGUUCAUUUUCCUACCCAUCUGGCUGUACAUGGACAGCUUAGCUGUCUUUCGCCACUCGGCUAUUAAGAACAUGGACUACCGCGUGAUUGCCCUGCUGUUUGCUGACGGCGUCCUGAACUGGCUGCAGAACAUCAUUGCGUUCAGCGUACUGUCGUUGGUCACACCGUUGACGUAUGCAGUGGCUAGCGCCUCGAAACGGAUAUUCGUUAUUGCUGUCUCGCUGGUCAUACUGGGCAAUCCCGUAACGUGGGUCAACUGUCUAGGCAUGACGCUGGCCAUUGUCGGUGUUUUGUGCUACAAUCGCGCCAAGCAAAUCACAAGGUCCAAAGAGCCGCCGACGCUGCCGCUAUCGCAAAGCAAUCACAUUAAGUAUACGCCGCUACAGCAGCAAACCGAUCCGUACUACCGCGGUGCCUUGAACGGCAAGAUGUCGAAUGGACUGCACAAGCCGGGCUCGGCUUUGAGCGGCAACAGCCUGUUGGCCAACGGGAGUGGAAUGCCCAGCGGGACGGCCACACGCUUGCUCUUCGUUUAGUUAUUAGUUAGAGAAUCUAUUCCCCACUCCCCCUAGGCUAAAAGCUAAAUAGUCUAGUAGGAUUACCAUAACCAGAUUUACGAUACCGAUCCCUGGUCACUCCGAUCCCCACUCAGCUCUCUGUUCCCCCAGCUAUCGACUAUGCGUGGAUAUCCACAGCCGUAAUCCCUAAUUAAUGUUGUAAAUUGUAUUUUUGAUAACUUUUUGAUGCGUUUUUUAGUGUUUUGUAAAUAAGUAGCAUGAGACCCCUCCUCCUUCCUUCUCCGUCUUUUUGUUUUUGAAUUUGAUGCAGCCUUAAAGUGUAUUCAGAGAGCGUGUGCGCAUGUUAAAUGCCACAAUAAAAUGUUGACCAUGUACAUACAUAG
Drosophila pseudoobscura is the source of this 1755-nucleotide messenger RNA. Its product is annotated as solute carrier family 35 member E1 homolog. NCBI's taxonomy places the organism in Eukaryota, Metazoa, Arthropoda, Insecta, Diptera, Drosophilidae. Gene Ontology annotation, molecular function: antiporter activity. The record is from RefSeq and is a predicted model, not a curated record. Gene Ontology annotation, cellular component: Golgi apparatus. The coding region runs from base 254 to 1390 and encodes 378 amino acids. The transcript is spliced from 4 exons.